Molecule: messenger RNA, 510 nt
Organism: Odontomachus brunneus
Lineage: Eukaryota; Metazoa; Arthropoda; Insecta; Hymenoptera; Formicidae
Product: calcium-binding and coiled-coil domain-containing protein 2-like
Exons: 1
Coding region: 1-510 (169 amino acids)
Source: RefSeq, a predicted model, not a curated record
AUGAACAUGAUGCGGGAGAGUGCGGAAAGAAUGGAGGAGGUAUUGGUCAGAAGUAAGAGGAUGAGUAAAACUGAGAAGGAAAAGUUGGCCAUGGGGAAGGAAGAGAUGCUCAGGUACGGUGAGGAUAUGGCGAGGGUGUACAAGGCGAGAACGAAGUAUCUGGAGGAUCAGAUGACGGAGUUGGAUAGGUUAAUAGACGAGGAUGAGGACAGGGAAAACGAUUUGAGGAAAGAGCUAAAAGAAUGGAAGAAAAAAGAGAUAAAAUGGAGGGAAGAAAGGACAAAGUGGGAGGAAGAAAGGAAAGAAUGGGACAUGGAGAAAGAAAGAAUAGGAAGGGAAAGGAUAGGAUGGCAGAAGGAUAAGGAAAAGUUAGAGGACAGAAUAUUUGUCUUGGAAUGUGGAAAGGGCUUGGAGGUGGAUCGUGGCACGACCGGGAUUCGGUCGCCCUGGGCCGGGGGGUCGGCAGAAAGAGAAGAAAAGACCCCGGACAGGUCGGGGGGGAAGGGUUGA